This is a messenger RNA of Aspergillus nomiae NRRL 13137, 348 nucleotides long. RefSeq names its product glycoside hydrolase family 18 protein. The annotation marks the transcript as partial. The record is from RefSeq and is a predicted model, not a curated record. The transcript has 2 exons. Gene Ontology annotation, biological process: carbohydrate metabolic process. NCBI's taxonomy places the organism in Eukaryota, Fungi, Ascomycota, Eurotiomycetes, Eurotiales, Aspergillaceae.
AUGCCCGGCCGGUUCAUGUUGCAGCCAGUAUGGCUACUGUGCAAGGGCAUCUCGGCCAUCGACUCGUGGCGUCGCGCUCUCAAGGGCGGCAAGACGGACGAGCAAGCCGGCGGGCAGUACUACUGGGACGAGCAGGCCAGCCUUUUCUGGACUUGGGACACCCCUGAGUUGAUUACUCGCAAAUUCAAAGAAAUUGUGGAUGCCGAGAAGCUGGGUGGAGUGAUGGCAUGGAGUCUUGGUGAGGACAGCCUGAGCUGGGAGCAUUUGAAGGCCAUGCAAGAUGGUCUCAGAGGCAGGUUGGUUGACCAAAACUCUCAUGCCUCGUGUGCCCGAUAUUGCAUGGUAUCG